AUGUCCUAUUUAUUUCAAUCAAGAUUAUUUCCGCAAUCACUAAGAACUGUUGGGAAGGUACCUAUUCCUUCCUUUUCAGUUGGUCUUUCUCCAAGAUCAAUUAGGACGAAACCCCUAGUUAUCUCCAACGGAAUGAAAGGUAAUGGAUCAACUAAGAAAUGGGUUUUUACUGUUGGAACGGCAGCCAUUUUUAGUGUAGCAACUUUUCAGUUUAAUAAUUACCCAAUUAAUAACGAAACGAUUGUUAAAGAGGUAUCUUAUCCUGUUCCAACUCAACUCGUUGGGACAAAUUCCAAAAAAGAGAAAAAGUUGCGUCGUAAAUCUUAUUACAGACAACUCUGUUUGGGAUCAAUAUGUGGUAUAAUGGCAGGUUUAUUAUUUGUUAAGGUAUCUGUGGUUGUAUUAUAUGUUGGUGUGUUUGGAAUUUUAGGACUGGAAUGGUUAAAGAGUAGAAAUUUAAUAACCAUUGAUCAUAAUGAAAUGUUAAGGCUUACAAGACGUCAAUUAACCAGAGUACUCUGUCUUGGGAGAGAUACUGUAACAGAUAUAAAUUUGUUUAAUUUAAGUUUCCUCACAGCUUCAGCUAUAACAUAUUAUUAUGUAUAA
Maudiozyma saulgeensis is the source of this 606-nucleotide messenger RNA. The record is from the annotation of a GenBank genome assembly. Lineage: Eukaryota; Fungi; Ascomycota; Saccharomycetes; Saccharomycetales; Saccharomycetaceae.